AUGAUCUCAUCUGGUUCAUCUCAUGUCGUUUCAGCAAAGUCGUUCGUCGAGUGGUACUAUCGGCAAAUCAACGAAAACAAGCCCGUCGCGUCUGGCUACGUCAACAACAAUGCGACCUAUACCAAGGCAGGCCACCCGCCGGCUGAUAUCACCAUCAACGGCCGCGUUGUCGCAACGCCAGAGGAGUGGGACACGAUGCUGAAGGAGCAGCGUGCGCAGCAUAACACCUCCUCGUCAUCAACGCUCCCCAUUGGCCGCAAGCCGGUUCGUUACGACGUUGACUGCUUCGAUGUCCACGUCAUCAACGCCGACUACCGCUUCGCUGCACCUCAGAGGAUGAUCGAGCAGCAUGCGCCGACGGAUGGCGUGCGCAUGAUGAUGGCACUGACUGUCAGCGGAUCGGUGUAUUUCGGGGCAAGCCCGCGAAGCACAGAUGACUACGUCAUUAAGCAACACUUCAACGAUGUAUUCAUUUUAGUGCCUAACUGGGACGUGCUAGAGAAACCAGGGGCAAGGAGCGGAAGGAAGUAUCUGAUUGCCUCGCACAAGUACCGGGCGUAUUGA
Thermochaetoides thermophila DSM 1495 is the source of this 564-nucleotide messenger RNA. RefSeq lists its product as uncharacterized. The transcript has 2 exons. The record is from RefSeq and is a predicted model, not a curated record. Bases 1 to 564 code for a protein of 187 amino acids. Lineage: Eukaryota; Fungi; Ascomycota; Sordariomycetes; Sordariales; Chaetomiaceae.